AUGUUAUCUCCUUGUGUCUCUUCUGCAGCGCCAAUCUGUUCUGUCUCAGCUUCUGUGCCGCUGUCUCCACACUCGUUGCAGCAGGAGACAAGAGACUCAAGCACAGCAGCAGCAGCACCAGUAGUAGCAAAAACAACUAAAGACACGCAGCAGCUGCCGCUGCACCUGCAGAUAGAGCAGCUGCAGCAGCAGCAUCAGCUGCUGCAUCAACAGCAGCUGCAGCUGCAGCAACAGCGGCAGCAACAGCAACAGCAGCAACAGCAUCAGCAGGUGCAGCCGCAGCAACAGCAGCUGCAGCAACAGCCGCUGCAGCAACAGCAGCUGCAGCAACAGCACCAGCAGCUGCAGCAACAGCACGAGCAGGUGCAGCUGCAGCAGCAGCAGCUGCAGCAGCAGCAUGUGCAGCAGCAGCAGCUGCAUGGUGAGCCAGGGGAGACAGGCAAGGAGAUGCUUGGCCGUGUCUCCCUUUUAGAUGGCCUCUAG
Messenger RNA from Eimeria acervulina, 483 nucleotides. RefSeq lists its product as hypothetical. The record is from RefSeq and is a predicted model, not a curated record. NCBI's taxonomy places the organism in Eukaryota, Apicomplexa, Conoidasida, Eucoccidiorida, Eimeriidae. Bases 1 to 483 code for a protein of 160 amino acids. The transcript has 2 exons.